AAACCUAAAAUCGAAAUUUAUUUUUUUUAGGAGAAAAGAUCUCUGUACCCAUUAAACUUCCAGCAAUUCCGAUUGUUUCCCAAUCAUGAAUCCUUUAUACCCAGUUAAAGAAGAGUUUCCUGAUGGGAGUUCAUCUUAUCCUGAAGAACCGCCUUUGUUUCCUCUUCCACAACCCAUGGAAGGUCUUAAUGAGACAGGCCCUGCACCUUUCCUCACAAAAACUUUUGAUAUGGUCGAUGACCCAACUACUGAUCUUAUAGUUUCUUGGAGUGUUGCUGGUAACAGCUUUGUUGUCUGGGAUCUUCAUACCUUCUCCAUGAAUCUUCUUCCCAGAUUCUUCAAGCACAAUAACUUCUCCAGCUUUGUUAGGCAACUUAACACCUAUGGGUUUAGGAAGGUUGAUCCAGAGAAGUGGGAGUUUGCUAAUGAAAGAUUUCUGAGAGGUCAGAAGCAUAUAUUGAAGAAUCUGAAGAGGAGGAAGACAGCUUCAGAGCCUAAUCCUCAGCAGCAAUGUAUGGAGGUGGGUCGUUAUGGAUUGGAUUCAGAAAUCGAACAGUUGACGAUUGACAAACAGGUGUUGAUGAUGGAACUCGUGAAUCUUAGACAGAAACAGCAGAACACUCUUGCCCAUCUUCAAACAAUGGAGAGAAGACUUAGAGGAACAGAAUUGAAACAGCAACAGAUGAUGAAUUUCUUGGCAAGAGCAAUGAGGAACCCAUCUUUUAUACAGCAAUUAGCUCAACACAGGGAGAGGAGAAAAGUACUCGAAGAAGCAAUCACUAAGAAACGAAGGAGGCCCAUUGGUCAAGGACCCAGUAAUAUGGUUGAAGUUGGUGAGUCUAGCCAAAGUGGAAGGGAUGGACAGAACCAGAACCUAAUCAAGGUCAAACAAGAAGAUUUCAGAGAUGUUUACGGAUUCGAAGUGUCGGAGCUUGAGAUGUUGGCAAUGGAGAUGCAAGGAAUGGGAAAAGCCAAGAAAGAGCAAGAAGAAGAAGACGAAGAAGAAGAAGAGGAAGAAAGGGAAUUUGAAGGUGAGGAAAGUAAAGCACUGGAUGAGGAAUUCUGGGAAGAAUUGUUGAAUGAGUUUUUGGAUGAAGAAACCUCUGAAGGAGGGGAGGAGGUUGUUAAUGUAUUGGCUAGUAAGUUUGGUUACUUAGGUUCUAGUCCAAGGAAGGGAUAGAA
Molecule: messenger RNA, 1182 nt
Organism: Telopea speciosissima
Lineage: Eukaryota; Viridiplantae; Streptophyta; Magnoliopsida; Proteales; Proteaceae
Product: heat stress transcription factor A-6b
Exons: 2
Coding region: 86-1180 (364 amino acids)
Biological process (GO): regulation of transcription by RNA polymerase II
Cellular component (GO): nucleus
Molecular function (GO): RNA polymerase II cis-regulatory region sequence-specific DNA binding; DNA-binding transcription factor activity
Source: RefSeq, a predicted model, not a curated record